Molecule: messenger RNA, 1005 nt
Organism: Letharia columbiana
Lineage: Eukaryota; Fungi; Ascomycota; Lecanoromycetes; Lecanorales; Parmeliaceae
Exons: 2
Coding region: 1-1005 (334 amino acids)
Source: RefSeq, a predicted model, not a curated record
AUGUCCCGCUCCGCCGCCGACGCAACCCGCUUCACCGCCACCUCUCCCCACGCCUACGCCAGACCUACCCCCAUAAAUCGCCCCGACCCCUCUACACACUCCGCCUCCGGCACGCCCCGACCCAAUCCCAACGCCCCGCUCAAUCCAAAUCCUCGCGUGCCCCCACCCCCAAUAGAUCCAAAAAAAGGUGCCCAGGGGAGCGCGCCACCGGGGGAAACAGCAGUGGAAAAAGUAGCAAGACUACGCCAGGCGAGGUUACGAGAGAGAGAAGCGCAGAUAACGACCUGGGAUAGAGUCGUGAUCAGGGGGAGGGUGUGGGCGGAUCGAGCACACAAGACCACGGUGGUCAGUCUUCUCGGGUUCUCAAUCGUCGCAGCGGCGAUAACAGGCUUCGCCCUCACCGACAUGAUCCUGCACAACCGCCGCAAACGUUCAGCCUUCUACGCCGAACAACGCGCCAUCUACUCCCAGCGCCUGAUCGAGGCCAUCGAGACGGAAAAAUCCGGCAUGCCCCUCGACGAGGACCAAACGCUCGUCAUCAACCGCGAAAGGGCACGGGUGCAAGCUGAAGAGGCGGCGAAGGAAAGAUCUUGGGGGAAGAGCAUCAGGGGGAUGUUGAUGGGGGGUUUGAAGGGUGAUGAGGAGGAAGGGGAGAGAGGGGAGAAGGUCGCGGUACCAAGUGAGGAGGAGAUUCUGAAAAAGCUCGGCGUGACCCAAACGUCGAUACUCGAGCGAGCGGCGCAGGCGGAUAGGGAUUCAGGGCCUAAGACUACGGACGUGGGCCACGGCAGUGAAGAGGGCAGGAGAGAUGGCACCGGUAUACUGCAGGCUGUGGCGGAGAAGAGGAGGGAGGGGGAGAGAGCGAUGGAAGCUGCUGGAGUGAGAGGGGGACCGUUAGAUCGGAUGGCUGAGGGGCCGGUCCAGGCCGUUGGGGGUACGAUAGAUGCCGCUGAAGAGAAAGCGGGGAGUAGAGGCGGUUGGAGCAAUUGGUGGGCGGGAAAGUGA